Ipomoea nil (Japanese morning glory) is the source of this 481-nucleotide messenger RNA. Its product is annotated as monothiol glutaredoxin-S10-like. The record is from RefSeq and is a predicted model, not a curated record. Bases 84 to 398 code for a protein of 104 amino acids. NCBI's taxonomy places the organism in Eukaryota, Viridiplantae, Streptophyta, Magnoliopsida, Solanales, Convolvulaceae. The transcript has a single exon.
ACCAAAUUAAAACACAAAACACUGUUAUUAUUAAUUGUUUGGUACGUUUGAUCUCCCCGGCGGGCGGCAGUAGUGGCGGCGGAAUGGAUCGCGUAGCGAAGGCGGCGGCGCAGAAGGCGGUGGUGAUCUUCAGCAAGAGUUCGUGCUGCAUGUGCCACGCCAUCAAGAGGCUGUUCUACGAGCAAGGAGUGAGCCCCAUGAUAUACGAGCUGGACGAGAUGGAUAGCUACAACGGCCGGGAAAUGGAGCGAGCCCUCCUCCGCCUCGGCUGCAACCCCGCCGUCCCGGCGGUCUUCAUCGGCGGCAGGUUUGUCGGCUCCGCCAACACCGUCAUGACCCUUCAUAUUAAUGGCUCGCUUAAGAAGAUGCUCAAGGAGGCCGGUGCUCUCUGGCUUUAGCUUAUCUUUCGUGACUUAUUUAGCAAGCUAGCAAGGUCACUUUAACUGUACUUUUUAACCAAUACUUUGACCUUGUUGCUACA